AUGCUGGUGGACGUGCGUACGUGCGCGGCCUGCUGCGCCACGUGCGCAGCUUUCCACCAGCAGACCGUGCCGUGCGGCCUCUGUCCGGAGGGGUUCGCCUCGCUCUGGAAGCGAGACAAGCACCGCGCCGAGGAGCACGGCCAGUACGACUUCGUCUGCGAGGAGUGCGGGCUCAAGUUCUUCCGGCGGGCGGAGCUGGAGAUCCACACGCGGCGCGUGCACACGCUCCAGCUGCGCUACCAGUGCUCGGCCUGCAGCCACCGCAGCGAGGAGCGCCGCAAGCUGCUCAACCACGAGCACGCGGCGCACGGGCUGCACGUGGCGCCGCUGCCGGCGCACAACCCGGCCGGCCAGCUGGGCUACCCGUGCCCGGCGUGCCGGGCCGUGUACGGCUGCGGCCUGGCCGUCAAACAGCACGCCUGGGAGCAGCACCAGGCCCCCGCCACGCUGGCCCUGCCGUAUCGCGCGUCGCACAGCACCACACAGGCGUAG
Messenger RNA from Pollicipes pollicipes, 492 nucleotides. RefSeq names its product myeloid zinc finger 1-like. The record is from RefSeq and is a predicted model, not a curated record. Bases 1 to 492 code for a protein of 163 amino acids. The transcript has 4 exons. NCBI's taxonomy places the organism in Eukaryota, Metazoa, Arthropoda, Thecostraca, Pollicipedomorpha, Pollicipedidae.